GCAUUUAGCAGUCUGUCUCUCACUCUGAUACAUCUGGGGUGAUAACCUGUUUGCAGUCCAGCUUGCAGGAUGAGAGGCAACCUGUGGAGCUGUCUGUUGGGAUUACUGUUCAUGCCCAUUGAGGCGAAAUCCCCCCCAGGGACAGCUUUUCAGAAUCCCUCAUCUAUCUCUUAUGUGAGAGUCAACUCAUCUGCUGAAAUCACAUGCUCCACAAACUUGGCACGGCCAUUGUCACUAGAACUGCGAAGGCAUUUCCCCGACCAUACGGUCGUUGUGUACCUGGCCUUGAGUAAAACCGGAAUCACCAAAAAUACCACAGUGCCAGAAUUCAAGGACCGAUUGCAUAUAACGUCUGCCCAGCACAUUAAGCAUAACCAUAGCCUCACCUGGAGGCUGUCUCUGCUGGGGGUGGAGGACACAAACUUAUAUUACUGCCGCUGGACUUACAUCGUGAAUGAUACUGGAGAAGUGCGCAGCAUAGGGACCGUCAUCGUCGUUACAGAGAACGACCCCCUAUCAGAGAACGACCCCCAGGCCCAAUGCAGAGACUACAUAUUGGACCUGGUCCUGAUUGGCUUGUGUGUCACAGCAGUUGUUAUCAUUAUUUUCCUCUCCGUCGCAGCGCUGAUUCAGAGGUGCAAGCAAUUUAAUAAGGACUUCAGACCUGCCAGAGAUCCACCAGAAUCAGCAAGAGGUCGGAGGUCUUCCCGUGUCCAUCCGUGCGAGUACGACGUCCUGGAUGCCCCGUACUCAGACAUGCGAACGCUUCGUACACAGAGUAAUGCUUAGAACUUUAACACACAAAGUUUCCGCACAGAUCAGAUGACUGACACAGUGAUCUCUCGACACAGCGGCUCGCCUCGAUUUCUUUAUUGUAGCUAUUAGUGUUUUGUUUACAGAAAAAGAAUAUGAGUACCACAUCCUGGCUGAUGUGGUGUACUGUGUAAAAAAAAAAAAAAAUGAAAUGACAUGAAAGCAUGUUUUUUCCUGUUCUUCGUGAUGCUGAUUUUCUAUUCACGCUCUGUGUUGCUUGUUUCCUUUGUGACAAGCCAACUGCACGUUUUUUUGAUAUGUUUGAUUUGUACAUUAAAGUUUCUCACAAUCUG
This is a messenger RNA of Mugil cephalus (flathead mullet), 1106 nucleotides long. RefSeq lists its product as uncharacterized. NCBI's taxonomy places the organism in Eukaryota, Metazoa, Chordata, Actinopteri, Mugiliformes, Mugilidae. The transcript is spliced from 4 exons. The record is from RefSeq and is a predicted model, not a curated record. Gene Ontology annotation, cellular component: membrane. Gene Ontology annotation, biological process: adaptive immune response. Gene Ontology annotation, molecular function: signaling receptor activity. The coding region runs from base 70 to 789 and encodes 239 amino acids.